Molecule: messenger RNA, 3018 nt
Organism: Centropristis striata (black sea bass)
Lineage: Eukaryota; Metazoa; Chordata; Actinopteri; Perciformes; Serranidae
Product: transcription factor-like 5 protein
Exons: 7
Coding region: 138-1484 (448 amino acids)
Biological process (GO): spermatogenesis; regulation of DNA-templated transcription
Cellular component (GO): nucleus
Molecular function (GO): DNA-binding transcription factor activity, RNA polymerase II-specific; RNA polymerase II cis-regulatory region sequence-specific DNA binding; protein dimerization activity
Source: RefSeq, a predicted model, not a curated record
AACUGUUAUUAAUAAAACAUGAGCCAGUGAUACCAGUUGACCGUCACAGAGUUUAUAAUGACGUCAGGGAGUUGGACACCAACGUCACCACCGGCGGCCAUCGUUUAAGAAGUUGGUGUAAAAUUACCGUGUAAGGGAUGUCAUCCUUUCCAUCAGCUCAUAAAACCCUCCAUGUGUCGCCUUCAUCCAGAGAUCACACCUGUGACCCUGUUGGGCUCAUUCUGAGCCAAGGUAGAUGUUUGACACAUGACCAUGGGCAAAUUUUGGGACCUGAAUUUGGUCUGAUGGAGAUGUCAGAGGUUGAAUAUACACACCUUCAGCACUUUAUCCAGGCACACAUGGAGGCAAAUGUUACUCCGCCAGAUGCCAGAUCUCACCCUGCUAUGGGAAUGGUUAAAGACCCAACUGGAUCCACAGUGAUGUCACCCCUCAUGGUCUCUCAAGCAAUUGACCUGUCAGUUUCAACUGAUGAACACUGUCAGGUGAUGCAAGGAGAAAAGACACCAGCUUCUUUUGGAGAGGUCCCAGGUUUUGUGCUAGCCAGAAUCAGAGGUGAAGACAGUCCGAUUGAACCAUGCACCAACACCAGCACAUCUUCACAGAAUCGAUCCAGAUCAGCUGCUAGAGUUUGUUUGGAGAAAAGGUUUAACACCAUGUGUGCUGACAUCCCAAAACAGCAGGAUAAUAACUCUGCAGUUCCCGGCAAUUUUUUGAUCACAGUUCAGCAGUCUGCAGGGACUCAAGAGGCAUUCUUACACCCUCAAAUGCAUAAGUGGAUAAAAACUGACAGAACAAAUCCUUUUGAGGUUUCCAGCCAAUUUGUAGGGGAUGGAAUUAACACAGUCCUCAAUAUGUGUGAACAAGUGACGGGCCAUAUUCCUUACAUGGUUGAACCUAAAAGGCCUCAGGGUUUGAUCAUCCCCAAGAGAUUAUCAUUUAAUUUCCGCCCAGAGGUGAUUGUUCCGACAGCUCAAUAUACAAAUGGCAGCAACUCAACAGAGGAGCAGCAGUUGGUGAACAGAACAGAAAAUGGUGUGGCGGCCCCUGUUGCCCUCAGAAAGCAUAGUAGUACCCACACCCUUCAUCCCAACAAGGCUGCUUCAGCUGCCCCAGACUCUGCUGGAGAAUCAGGGAACAGAAACCGGAAAAGAGCUCGAACUCAAAUGACAAUCUUCCAGCGCAGGGAGAAACACAAUAGCAAGGAAAGGGAGCGCAGGAAGAAGAUCCGUUUGUACUGUGAUGAGCUGAACAUGCUGGUGCCAUUCUGUGAGUUGGAAACAGACAAAGUCACCACCCUGCAGUGGACAACUGCCUUCCUCAGAUACAUCAAUGAAACAUAUGGAGACACCUUCAGAGAGGAGUUUCAGAAGGCAUUUGAUGAUGGGAAAGGACACUUUCUUAAAUCCAGCCUUUCUUCAGGCCAGGAGCCAAUCCACCGGGACAUGAGCGACACACAGAUCAUUCCUCUCGCUGUAGAGCAAUAACCCUCUCAUUAGUUUGUCUAAUAAAUCAGACAGAUAUUUGAGUACAUUUUAAUUGAACAUAACAUUUUUAGCUUAGGUUGUCCCAUGAAGUCUGGCUAUGCCUUAGGUCAACGUUUUGUUAUAUUUUAAAUAACAAAAAGUGUUUUGAUUGUAGCUCUAAUUCUUACUACAUUGCAAUGAUAUAAAAGUAGAAUGUUUCCAGUCUCAGACAAAGUCAUGUUCAAAAAUGGCUAGUUUUCUGUAGCUUCACUGCAUCAAGCUAUUAUUUGACUCAAACACAGGUGGCACUGUUUCCCCAUGAAAAUAUUUCAGAUAGUGCACUCAUGAUUAGUCAUAUGUUCAGUCGGUAUCAUAAAAGUCGGUAAAUAUGAAUUAUAUGUUCAUCAAAUCUUGUUAAUAUUCCCUUUUCUUUUAUUUAAAAAAAAACUUAUUUCAGUAUGUUCAGUCCAGUUUAUACGUUAAUCAUAUAAAAGUGUAACCUAAAUGUAUAUACUUAAAAUUUUGCAUGGAAAAAAGUGUUGCUGCUUUCUGAAUGAAUGGCAUUAUUUGAUUUCCGUUGUGUUACGCAUAUUACUCAUUCAGACUGUUCAUUUGAUAUGUAGAGAAGAGUAAUGUUUUACUGAAAAGUGGCUUUAUUUGUUCUUUCUUACAACAUGUCGCUGUAUCAUCUUAACUGUACAUACAACAGUCACCCACAAAUAAUAAAUAGUAUUUAAUGUCAUGUAUAUUUAAUAGUUACAGCACCGGUAGUACAUAGUGGACGUGGUCAUUGUAGAUUUAAAAUUAAAAAAAAGAAAAAGAUUACUCUGCCUCUAAGAUUCUUAAAUUUAUUUUACAAUGUCAGAUUUCUGAAUCCACAACUUUUAUUUUGUUUUUGAUUCUCAAGUCUAGAGAGUCAACUUCACAUGUCAUUUAAAAACAAACAAACAAACAAAGAAGCUGUAAAAAAAAGACUAUUUAAAGUUUAAAGUUUUUGCAUUAAUCUACACAAUUUCUGGGCACCUGGGUAUUUGUUUUUUAUUCCUUUUACAAUACAUACACAGCUCGUUGACAGAGGUGUUUUUUUUUUUUGCCUCUGUCGCCUAUUUCCAUAUUUUACACUGUAAGCUUGUAUGUUGAGGUAACACCUGUGAUUUACAUUAAUGGGCCAUGAUACAUGCACAUUCACUUCAGAGACAGUCACUGUUGUUUUUAGAGCGUCAUCUGCCAGAAGGAUGUUAACCAAGGUAAUGGGGUCAUGGAAACAACAUGUACAAAGUUUUUAUACACAAACGGACUCAUCAUUCAUUUUCCAGUUGUUUGUAAGUCAAGUCUUGUUCUGUGAUACUGUAGUAAUUGUUCUCUUGGACUCAUCUGUGCCUCCGUCCACUUUAUUUCUGGGUGUCGUCUUGAUGUUUUUGUCUCUUAGUUGCUCUGGUUUUCAUGUCACUCCUUGGCUGUUCCUCCAUUUUUCUCAAAAUAUCACACCUCUUUGAUGUUACUCCUCCCAUCUUGUGAUACAUGUAUUUAAAUAAAGAGGACAUGUUUGUGAUCA